Molecule: messenger RNA, 1548 nt
Organism: Electrophorus electricus (electric eel)
Lineage: Eukaryota; Metazoa; Chordata; Actinopteri; Gymnotiformes; Gymnotidae
Gene: lmo2
Product: LIM domain only 2 (rhombotin-like 1)
Biological process (GO): positive regulation of transcription by RNA polymerase II
Cellular component (GO): nucleus
Molecular function (GO): transcription coactivator activity; DNA-binding transcription factor binding
Source: RefSeq, a predicted model, not a curated record
UGGAGUUUUGCUUGGUGCUGACUCUCAGCAACUAAGAGUGCUAUUUCCUCUCAUUGUCGAGUGGUCGUGAGCAGGAAGUCGGAAACGAAAGCAAAGCCAGGGGGCAGGGCUAUUUAAAAAUACCUGCACAAUAACGGGGACCAUAGCUUCACUAGGAGGCUGUGCAAACAACAUGAAAAGUAGAAUAGCCAUAAGCAUUGGCUACGACUCUUAACUUGGAUCACCCAUAAGUCUCCUAUUACCUUGGGAUAAUUUAACGAACUCUUCGCCGCGACGACUUCUGACAGCUCUACACAUUAGAACUAGAGGAUCUAAUUUUAGAUCCAGUCAUCUUUUGCAGAUCUCUUUCAUAGCCUAAAAGCUAUAUAUUUCUGUUCAUUUUGAUGUAUUAGAACGAUUGUCGCCAAAAUGAAGAAAAACCACUUUCAUUCCUUGCUGUCGAACACGCUACAUGCUAAAUAAUAUUGCGGCAGCAGGUGUGUUUUUGCGCAUCGUUCAUCCCUGUUUAUAGCGUAGCCUACCUUCUUUCUUUGACAGACUAUUGCGUUGACUGGAAUUUCAGUUAUAAGCACCACGGACGAGAACGCAACGGACAUUCUCUAAAGUGCUGACAACAAAUGCAUCUCACCCUGGUUUCUGUAACAACGUGGGCUGAUAGCUAAAUGUAAAAUGGCAUCUACAAUUGAAAGGAAGACGCUGGAAGCUAACGAGGAACCUGUGGAUGAGGUCCUUCAGAUGCCUCCGUCACUGUUGACGUGUGGCGGUUGUCAGCAAAGCAUUGGAGACCGCUUUUUCUUGAAGGCUAUAGAGCAGUACUGGCAUGAGGACUGCCUGAGUUGUGACCUCUGUGGCUGCAGGCUGGGGGAGGUGGGACGCAGGCUUUACUACAAACUGGGAAGGAAGCUGUGUAGGAGAGACUAUCUCAGACUCUUUGGUCAGGAUGGACUCUGCGCUUCCUGUGAGAAGAGAAUCCGUGCCUUUGAGAUGACAAUGCGCGUGCGCGAUAAAGUGUAUCAUCUGGAGUGCUUCAAAUGUGCUGCCUGUCAGAAGCAUUUCUGUGUGGGAGACCGCUACUUGCUCAUCAACUCGGACAUUGUGUGUGAGCAGGACAUAUUUGAGUGGACCAAACUCAAUGGCAACUUGGUGUAGUGUUCUUAGAAGACUCAGAAAGCUCUUGAUUUUGCCAGAAUCUACAAUGGCUAUUUUAUCAAACAAUCAAAUAACGAUGAACAAAAUGCAGCCCUGCAGCAUCUUGGCUGAAGGAUAUUGCUGAGGAAGUAUAUAGCUGUUCUCAACCCAGUCUCUUCCUUCAGUCCACUAGCAUUUAGCCAAGAAUGCUAAUGCAUUUUUCUAAUGUUAAUCUUUUUAUCUUAGGAAAGCAAAAUCAAAUGUUUUUUGAUGUAUGAAGGCAAUAAUAGCUUUUUUUGUUUUGCUACUUUUGUACAUAGUCAUUCACAAAUUUGGACAACAAAACACUGUUUAUUGUAAAAUCAGACAUUUUCCAAAGAUAUGUGGAUUAAUUUUUAGAAUAAUAAACAAAUAAUGACA